CCUUUUUUUCUGAACAAUUGAGCCAAGUUAUGAUUGGGUUAUCAAUAGUUACAGAUAAUCUAAAUAAAAAUUAUAAUCGAAUUUUUGAAGAACUGCUUUUGGAAAAGAAAAAUAAAUUUGAUAUUAGUGAUAUUCAUCAAAAGAUUAUUAAAACUAUUGAAAUAGGAUGCAAAUUUGAUAAACCAAAGAUAAUAAUUCUAAAACCCAGUCUGGCACCAAAUUCCAAUAAAAAUGCAUAUGAGACAUGCGAUAUGUUUUUAAAUGAUGUAGCAAAUACAGGAGUUAAUAUAAUCGAUAUUGUAUGUGAUAAAGCUAUUUUUCGAAGACUUAAAAUUCUUGAUGAAUUUGUUGACCAAGUAAUAGAUAUUGAUGAUCGUGUUGUACCAAAUCGACUUGAACAAACAUGGGCUUUAAGUGAACAGAUAUAUAAUGCAUUUCAAAAUCCAGAUCCCAACAGUCAUUCUCUUUUUGAUUACACAACCCAAAAUACUACGAAAGGAUUCUUCAAUAUGGAAACUUGUUAUCAACAUAGAAUAGAACAUAUGCAAAACCUUCUUGCAGAAGAAAAGAAACGAAAAAAUACUCAAAAUAAGAAUGAUACUCAAAGUGAAGAUAAUGCUCAAAAUAAUAACGAUAUUCAAAAUGAAGACGAAUAA
Messenger RNA from Dentiscutata heterogama, 656 nucleotides. The record is from the annotation of a GenBank genome assembly. Lineage: Eukaryota; Fungi; Glomeromycota; Glomeromycetes; Diversisporales; Gigasporaceae.